GCACAAUUGUUGUGCCUCCUCUGCGUGCACUGUUGUACCCAAAUAAUCCUCUAGCCAACAUCACCCAGCUGUUGCCACCACCAAGCGUUUAAACGCAUUGGCACACCAUUGUGAAAUUGUACUUUGAAUUCGCCACCGUCAAAAACCCACCCCAGCUCUGUACAGGCCAGAUUCCUGCUCCUUCAACAAGGACAACCUACUUCCCAAUUCAUCCACUAAUUCAUCCAUCCCUUUAGGCAUGUCCGACAGCUCCUUCCUCAAAAACUCCAUCACAUGAAGUUAACUAUCACUGCUUUUCGCUAGUGACCAUCAGGGUAGGACUACCAUCGAAGAGGACUCAAAAACCCAAGAAACAAAAUCAAAACUUAGACGACGCUAGAAACCUAAGCCAAAACUUGAGGAAUUAAAGAAAUUUAAUAGAAAGGAAAAAUAGAAAGAGAGAAUGGAGAAGAAUGAAAAGAGGGAAGCCAUAGUAAAGUCUCAAAACCCUAGGUUGAGAAGGUUUAAACAAGUUUAUAGUUUUAAUGUUAAGUCUCAGACAGAAGGAGGCUCUUGGAGCUGGUUGAGUUUUCCAGCUUUCUGCGGUUGGUACUGUCCUCAGUGAACAUGCAACAAAUAUUCAACAAACAACUUUCAUCAGCAAUGUCUUCUGUCAUUCAGAGUGUAGGAUACUUGUCUGUAGUUGGAUGUGAUAAUUUGAAAUAUCUAUUUACCUCCUCAAUGAUUAAAAGUCUGGGGCAACUCGAAUUGCUAGAGAUUCGUGAUUGUAAGAUGAUGAAAGAGAUAAUAGUGACAGAAGGAAUAGCAGAAGAAGAAGAAAUGAUGUUUCGUAACCUUGAAAUACUAAGGCUUGAAGGCCUUCCCAGACUCACAGGAUUCUGCCAUCGAAAUUGCUCAGAGUUCCCCUCCCUAACAAAGCUUGCUCUAGUCAAGUGCCCUUUGUUGGAGACGUUCAUCUCUAGUCCUAUCAUUGGAGACACAAGUCACGUGACAACAAGUAAAAAAAGAGAAAAUGCUUAUAAAUCACCUCUAUUUGAUGCGAAGGUUGCAUUUCCCUGUUUGGAAGAAUUGACAAUCGCUAGAUUGGAGAACUUGAGGAUCAUAUGGCACCACCAACCUCGUGCAGAUUCAUUUCGCAAACUAAAAUUGCUGGCUAUUGGACAUUGUGGGAAAUUAUUGACAAUUGGUUCAUCUGAUAUACUAGGAAGAUUAUGCAAAUCACUAAAGGUGUUGAAAGUAUUUGCUUGUGGAAGUGUAGAAACGAUAUUUGAGCUUGGAGACGUAGACAUCGGAAAGUCAUACGAUGCGCAAGACACCUUGUUAAGCGAAUUGAAUAUUGAGAAUCUACCAAGAUUGAAGCAUGUGUGGAGCAAAGAUUCCCGAGAUAUUCUCAGUUUUCAAAACUUGCAGUCCGUGAGAGCUGCGGGUCAUCCGAACCUCCAAAAUAUGUUUCCAGCUUCAGUGGCUAUGGGGUUUCAGCAACUUGAAGAGUUCGGGUUAGUCAAUCGUGGGAUAGAGACAAAGAGAGUCGGAGCAUUCGAAAGAGAAGAAGCAGGUCGUACAUUUGUGUUCUCUUGUUUGUCGACUCUUUACCUGUGGGCUCUACCAAGACUCAAAUGUUUCUACCCAGGGAAACAUGUGACAGAGUGGCCAAUGUUAAAAAAAUUUCGAGGGUAUCAUUUUGCAGGAAUUAAAGAAACAAAUGUGGAGAGCCUUGGCGCAUUUCCGGUUCAACUACCGCUUUUCACCCUCGAGAAGGUCGUUCCUAGAUUGAAGACACUGUCACUAACAAGUGAUGACAUUGCAAUGAUAUGUAAUCGCCAAUUUCCAGAAGACCUCUUUUCCAAUGUUAAAGUUCUUCGUCUUCUCUGCUACCACAAUGAAUCAGAGGAUUUUCCAUUCCGUUUUAUUGAAAGAUUCUUCAAUUUAGAAAAGCUUUUUAUUGGUUGUUCUUCUUUCAAGGAGUUGUUCCCUUCUGUGGCAUCCAUUGAUUGUCCGGAGAAAGAUGUGGGAUGGCAAUUACGUAUUAGAAAGUUGACGCUGGAUGCGCUCUGUAAUCUGAAGUAUAUUUGGAACCAAGGCUCACCAUCAGACCUACUUGUUGAAAAUCUUAAAUCUCUUAAAGUGCAGAGGUGCGAUUGUUUGAUUAGCUUAUCAGAAUCCACAGCAUCUUUCCGAAACCUCACCACUUUGUUUGUAACAAGCUGUCAAAUUUUAAGAAGCUUGUUUUCAUCCACAACAGUCCAAAGUCUGGUGCAUCUCCAAACAAUGAGGAUAGAACAAUGCAAAUUGCUGAGUGAAAUUGUUGGAGAUGAAGGAGAUGGAUUAGGACAUGCGAUUGUUUUCAGCAAAUUAAAAGUUUUGAAACUCAAAUGCUUAACAAGACUCGCAAGCUUCUGUUCUGCAAAUUUCACAUUCGAGUUCCCAUUGUUGGAAGAAGUAAUGGUGGUUCAAUGUCCCAACUUUGAGACCUUCUGUCAUGGAGUUGUGAGGACUCCAAGCCUACAGAAAAGACAGUUAACCGAAGAAGACAAUUUGUGGCAUCCCGCGGUUGAGCUGAAUAACACCAUAAAUCAACUGUACAAAGAAAUGGCUGGAUAUGCUGGGUUACAAGAAUUGAACCUCUCAGACUUUCCUCAGUUGAUGGAAAUAUGGUACAAGAAUCCUCAAGAAAUCUUGGAUUUCAAACAGCUUCGUGAACUUGAAAUUUGUAACUGUAGUAACUUGACAUAUCUCUUAACUCCUUCCAUGGCGUUGAGUCUUGUUACGCUUGAAAGGUUGAAAGUACAAAACUCUGAAAUGAUGGAGCACAUCAUCACAGGAGAGGGAACUAUGGAGGCAGAUGAAAAAGAGAUGAUAUUCCCACAGCUAAAAGCCAUUAAUCUGGAGUCUUGUUCCAACUUGACAAGUUUCUGUGUGGGAAAUUAUAAACUUGUGUUUCCAUUAUUGGCAGUGAUGGAAGUAAUUGACUGUCCAGAGAUGGUUACAUUUGCUUCGACAUUUUCAACAGUGCAAGUGAAAGAAGCAGCAGAAGGAGAAAGUGCAGAGAGGAUUAGAAAGGAAGACAUUGAUCCUACUGAACCCUUUUUCAGUGACCAGGUUUCAGUUCCCGGUUUAAUGUUCCUUGUGAUCCAUGGUAUGGGGAGCUUGAACAUGAUUUGGGAUGAUAAACUUGAUGCUGAUUCCUUCUACAGACUACAAAUGCUCUGGGUGGCAUCUUGUGAAAAAUUGUUGAAUAUUUUUCCAAUUACUAUGCUUGGAAGGUUUAAAAACCUUGACGUUCUAGAAAUAAGAAACUGUGUUUCACUAGAAAAAAUAUUUCAACAUCAAGGGCCAAGUGCUAGUGAAUCACAAGCUUUGAAAUCUUCUCAAUCAACUAUGGUGGAAACAGCAAUAAACUUUGUGCUUCCAAAAGUAAGACGCUUGAUCCUUGUAGGGUUACCCAAUCUCAAGAGUCUCUACCCUCAAAUGCACACUACAAAAUGGCCAUCAUUGGAAACAUUGGUGGUAUUUAGAUGUAAUCAGGUGCAGAUACUUGCUUCAGAACUUUUGAGCUAUCAAAGAACAAGUGAAGCGACCCAACUUAAAAGUCAAAAUGAACACACUCUGUUUUGGGUCAAUAAGGCUACAUUCCCAAGUCUAGUGGAACUAACAGUGCAGAGGAACGACAGCAUGAAGGUGAUAUGGUACAGUGAUGAUGUGAAGGAAGGCAUUCUUUACUCCAAACUCGAGACUUUGAAACUUAAAGAUCUUCAAAGACUGGAAAGCAUCUGCUCAGGGAGUUGCAACUUUGAAUUCCCUUCUUUGAAAGAUGUACUUGUGAUGGCGUGUCCAAAAAUGCAGACUUUCUCUGAGGGAGAAGUAAGUACACCAAAACUGCAGAAAGUGAAACUGACAGAAGAUGAAGAUGAAGGAUGUUGGGGAGAUGGUUUUAAGCCCAGAAUAGUACUCGUAAAAAAUGAAUGGUGAUGACACUGAUGAAGACUGGUCUCACGCUUUACACAAGCUGUAUGAUUAAGUUGAUGUUUGAGAAGGUUUGUAUGGUGCACUCAUAAGCUGGAUUUCAACCGUGCCAAUGCGCAUUUGCUCUUCUGACUUUAAAAUGUUAUUUCAACUCCUAAAACUAGUUUUCUUAAUUCGAAACUACAUUUGUAUGACUGUCUUCUUCUUGUUUAAUUUCUGCAAGCAACUUAGACCUUUUAUUUUUCUGGUUUGGUUUUAUAUUGCGAAGGAGAAUAUUUAAACUUGAUUAUACCUUAAUUAAGAUAACUUGAAGCU
Molecule: messenger RNA, 4278 nt
Organism: Rubroshorea leprosula
Lineage: Eukaryota; Viridiplantae; Streptophyta; Magnoliopsida; Malvales; Dipterocarpaceae
Source: the annotation of a GenBank genome assembly